UUCGAUAAGUCGUGAAAUCGUCGAUACACAUAAAACCAGGGCAAAUCAAGCUGACAAAAAAGUAUAAUUCUAGAAAUUUCCUUUGUGACACCAACUCGGGGACGUCUGAGAAGAAUAAAAACUGUCGCUCCUGCCAUUGACAGCUUCCACCUUGAUUUGAUUUUAUAACCACAUACACCCACACAGUACUUUAGAGAAAAUCAUGGCUAAAUGGGGAGAAGGAGACCCUCGUUGGAUUGUGGAAGAGCGACCAGAUGCUACCAACGUCAAUAACUGGCACUGGACAGAAAAAAAUGCAACGCCAUGGUCUAAGGAACGAUUAUCGCAACUGUUUAAAGAUUUUAAAAUAGAACAAAACGACAUUGACUGCGUAGUCGAAGCGGUGGAUAAGUGUAAUGGCGAAGCGACUGUCAACAAUCGUAAGGGCAAGCUGAUAUUCUUCUACGAGUGGGAGCUAGUCCUCAAGUGGUCCGGACGGCUUUUAAAAAACAGCAAACUGAGCCACAAAGGGAAGCUAACCAUACCGAAUCUGUCUGAAGAGAAUGAUUUGGAUGAUGUAGAAAUAACUGUGACCAUUGACGAGUCAAAUGAUGAAUCGGAGACCCUUAAACUAUUUAUGUACAAUACGGGUCGGGAUCGCAUACGCCAUCAACUCGGAGUUUAUAUCAAGGAACUGAAGGAAGAAUACUCCAAAAAUCUAUUACUACCAAAGAAGGGCGACGGAAACGAAGCCCCGCUAAAGGACUCUAAACUCAAGGAUGCUAACAAUGUUAAAAAUGCUAUUCAUAAAGCAGUAACGGUGUCGGCUAAAACAUCAAAAACACCGCUUAAUGCUUCUAUUAACGUUGGUUGCAAAUUGGAUGUGCGCACUUUAUCUAUGACCGAGGAAUUCCAUUGUAAUGCUAAUGAUCUUUAUAAUGCCCUCACAAAGCCAGAAAUGGUAACCGCAUUUACCCGGGCUCCCGCUAAAGUAGAUGCUGUGCGUGGCGGCGAGUUUGUUCUUUAUGGUGGUAACGUACUGGGGAAAUUUGAAGAGCUUGUUCCUGAAAAAAAAAUCCAGCAGAGUUGGCGUUUAAAAAAUUGGUCAUCUGGUCACUACUCGAAUGUUGUCAUUGAAUUUGAAGAAACUUCCUCCAGCACAAUGAUGACUCUUAAACAAACUGGCAUUCCGGCCUCUGAAUACGAUGCGAUGAGAACUAAUUGGCACCGAUACUACUGGCACAGCAUCAGACAAACAUUUGGCUUCGGCUCCUCAAUUGCUGACUCCUUAUAAUUAUGCCCAUAUUAAGGUCUACCUUGAUUUCCUGCUACAACUUCCAGCUUUCCCUUGAACGUGUGGUGCGAUGUAAGAUUUCAAACAAAGCUUAAUUGAGCUAUCAUUUACUAGCUUGAAGCCACACAUGAUACCGCAAGAGUCAUACUCUUGGCAUUAUUUUACACAUUAAAAUGGCGUAAAUAUACAAGAGUUCUUAAACAUGUA
This is a messenger RNA of Drosophila willistoni, 1480 nucleotides long. RefSeq names its product activator of 90 kDa heat shock protein ATPase homolog 1. NCBI's taxonomy places the organism in Eukaryota, Metazoa, Arthropoda, Insecta, Diptera, Drosophilidae. Gene Ontology annotation, molecular function: ATPase activator activity; protein-folding chaperone binding. The coding region runs from base 203 to 1273 and encodes 356 amino acids. The record is from RefSeq and is a predicted model, not a curated record. Gene Ontology annotation, cellular component: cytosol. The transcript is spliced from 4 exons. Gene Ontology annotation, biological process: protein folding; positive regulation of ATP-dependent activity.